UUAUUAAAAUGGAAGUAAAGUUGUCAACUUUAUAACACAUUGUACAAAUUCUGUCUUCAAAGAAAAUUCCAAAUUAAAAAGUAAAAUAAAUGUAUUCUUAAUUUGUAUUGUUCGAAAUUCUUGUUGUUUUUAUAAGGUACAUGCACAAAUCAGUUCCACAAGACUAAUUCACUUUAGAUAUUGUCCCCAUCUGCUUUAAAAAAGCAAAAGCUAUCAUUGUCCUUUAGCUUUCACCCGCCAGAUAUAAAAAGUGCCUAUAUUGCUUUUAGUCAAAUUGAAAUCACUAUAUAUUAGUCAUUUUAUAACACUGAAAUAUGAGUGAAUUUUUGUAACAGUAUAAGAUUUAUAUCCACUGUUAAUAACAGGUUAGCAGAAUGUAAGUGUUUGCCAUUAGACAUACGGGUUUAAGUUGAUAAGACUGGAUGUGCUGCUGUGACAUCGAAAUGGAAAUUGAGCUCGCCGAAGAAAUCCACAAUUCGAUUAGCAUUAUUAGGCAGCAACAGCUCAGCUCACUGAUAACAUAACCCAAACAACACUCACUACACGUGCAUGUAUCAAUUACUCAGUACUCAUCUCAAGACUGGCUGACGAUAUUUUAGCUUCGUUUACGUAAAUAGUAGUUAGUCAUGGAGGUGCCCAUUAGCGAUGACAAAGCGAAUCCUGUUAAAUCUUUUAUAGCUGGCGGAUUUGGUGGAAUAUGCAGUGUGUUAACAGGUUACCCACUGGAUACAAUCAAGGUGCGACUGCAGACAAUGCCGCUGCCAGCAGCUGGACAGCCGCCCAAAUACAAAGGCAUCGUCGAUUGUACAGUGAAAACCUUUAGUCGUGAGGGUGUUCGUGGCUUCUAUAGAGGCAUUUCUGCACCAUUAAUAGGCGUCACACCCAUUUAUGCUGUAGAUUUUGCUGUCUAUGCCGCAGGGAAACGACUUUUUCAAACCGAUGAACACGUUAAGCUGACCUAUUCUCAAAUUUUUAUGGCCGGUGUUGGUGCGGGCAUUUGCUCAGCUCUAGUUACGGUGCCAACAGAUCGCAUUAAGGUAUUGCUUCAAACACAGCCAGUGACAGGGCCAACCAUGUACAAUGGCUUAAUAGACACUGCACUAAAGCUUUAUAGACAAGGUGGUAUGCGAAGUCUCUUUAAAGGUACCUGUGCUUGCGUGCUGAGAGAUUCACCAACAGGUAUAUAUUUCGUUGUGUAUGAGGGCCUGCAAGAUUUAGCCAGACAGCACGCAACAUCAGGUAGUAUAACGCCCACAUCGACCAUCUUUUCUGGCGGCAUGGCUGGCAUUGCAUUCUGGUCAUUGGCUGUGCCUUUUGAUGUACUUAAAAGUCGAUUGCAAUCUGCGCCUGAGGGCAGAUAUCAGCAUGGCAUCCGAAGUGUGUUCAAGGAACUGAUGGCCAGAGAGGGACCCAAGGCAUUGUACCGCGGUGCCCUGCCAAUAUUGAUACGAGCUUUCCCUUCAACCGCAGCUGUAUUUAUUGGCGUUGAGCUGGCCAAUGAUUUGUUAACAUUUUAGAGUAAGGAUCUAACA
Molecule: messenger RNA, 1532 nt
Organism: Drosophila hydei
Lineage: Eukaryota; Metazoa; Arthropoda; Insecta; Diptera; Drosophilidae
Gene: MME1
Product: mitochondrial magnesium exporter 1
Exons: 5
Coding region: 627-1517 (296 amino acids)
Biological process (GO): carnitine transmembrane transport; mitochondrial transport
Cellular component (GO): mitochondrial envelope
Molecular function (GO): O-acyl-L-carnitine transmembrane transporter activity
Source: RefSeq, a predicted model, not a curated record